This is a messenger RNA of Pterocles gutturalis (yellow-throated sandgrouse), 1068 nucleotides long. It is a transcript of the gene PLD4, whose product is annotated as phospholipase D family, member 4. Bases 1 to 1068 code for a protein of 355 amino acids. Gene Ontology annotation, cellular component: nucleus; phagocytic vesicle; trans-Golgi network membrane. Gene Ontology annotation, biological process: hematopoietic progenitor cell differentiation; phagocytosis. Gene Ontology annotation, molecular function: catalytic activity. The transcript is spliced from 7 exons. Lineage: Eukaryota; Metazoa; Chordata; Aves; Pterocliformes; Pteroclidae. The record is from RefSeq and is a predicted model, not a curated record.
AUGCAGGGUGAAGAUAUUCUGAAGAGGUUUGAGAGAUUACUCGCAGAGAAUGUCUCUGUGUAUGUUGCAGCAAGUAUACCAACUUUGGCUACAAAUUCAACUGACCUUGAGCUUUUAGAGGAAAAAGGGGCUCAUGUAAAAAAGAUUGAUUUUGGACAUUUGACAGGAGGAGUGUUGCAUAGCAAAUUCUGGAUUGUAGAUAUGAAACACAUAUAUAUUGGUAGUGCAAAUAUGGACUGGAGAUCUUUAUCUCAGGUUAAAGAGUUUGGUGCGGUGAUAUACAACUGCAGCUGCUUGGCCAAAGACCUCUGGAAAACAUUUAGUACUUACUGGGAUCUUGGACAUGCUAAUGCUACCAUCCCAUUCCCUUGGCCUCUUAAUUAUUCCACCCACAUUAACAAGCAUCAUCCUCUGGAAGUAGAAUUUAAUGGAAUCUUGACAAAAGCCUAUCUUUCUGCUUCUCCUCCAGCAUUUUGUCCAGAAGGUCGCACCAAUGACCUCUUUGCUAUAAUCAGUAUUAUCAGUGAGGCGCAGAAGUUUGUCUAUGUUUCUGUGAUGGAAUAUUUCCCUACCAGCCGUUUCGUUCAUCCAGAAAGAUACUGGCCAGCCAUUGACAAUGCUCUGAGACGUGCAGCUUUCAACUACAGAGUACAAAUCCGGCUUCUGGUCAGCUGCUGGACCCACUCCGACCCAGACAUGCUCUACUAUCUGAGAUCCCUGCGUGCUCUCAACAACCCAUCUGCCCACAUCAGUGUUGAUGUGAAACUCUUCAUUGUUCCAGUUCUGAAUCACACAAAUAUUCCUCAUGGGAGAGUGAAUCACAACAAAUACAUGGUGACUGAUAAAGUCGCCUAUAUUGGGACUUCCAAUUGGUCAGAAGAUUACUUUGUUAAUACAGCUGGCGUGGGACUAAUUAUCAAACAGAAUUCCACCAACCUGCAAAGAAGGCAACUGCCUAUCCAGGAACAAUUAAAAAACCUUUUUGAGAGAGACUGGAAUUCCAAAUAUGCCGUGAAUCUGGAAGAUGUGCAGGGACAGAAAGACUGUAACUGGAGCGGCGGACUCUGA